AAACCGGUGGGAAGAAGAAAGAAAAGCCUGGAAGUUGCUGCUGAUUUUCUUUUUGCUUUAUAUAUUUUUUUAAUUCAUCGUUUUUCUCUGGAUUCGUCAAGUCAGAGAAGAUGAAUAAAAAAGAAGUAAAGAAAUCACCGCGAGACGAAGGACAGAUGCCAGUUUUUCUCCAUUUCAGUAGUCAUUUUCGUUCCACUGAAACCCUCCAACAGCAACACCGUCUUUUCUUCAAACACCUUUCGUCCUUAUUUAACACUCUGGAUUCUCUAUUUUCCCCAUUUGGAUUAUUGCUUUAUGUUAUCAUCAUCAUUGAUCGAGUUUUCAAGCUUUUUCCAUGGCCACCACUACCAAGAAGUUUGCUCGUAGCCCCAGCGUUAGAGAACGUGUGGAAGAUACACUCUCCGCUCACCGGAACGAACUUGUUUCUCUCCUCUCCAGGUAUGUUGAUCAGGGAAAAGGGAUUUUACAGCCCCAUCAUUUGAUCGAUGAACUUGAGAAUAUAAUCGGAGGUGAUGAGUGCAAACUGCACCUUUCCACUGGACCCUUUGGCGAGAUCCUCAAAUCUGCUCAGGAAGCUAUUGUUUUGCCACCAUUUGUUGCCAUUGCUGUUCGCCCCAGGCCUGGUGUUUGGGAGUAUGUCCGUGUCAAUAUCUAUGAACUCAGCGUCGAGCAAUUAAGUGUAUCCGAGUAUCUUCAUUUUAAAGAAGAGCUUGUGGAAGGACAGUUUAAUGAAAAUUUCGUACUUGAGCUUGACUUUGAGCCGUUCAAUGCAAACUUUCCUCGCCCUAUCCGAUCCUCAUCCAUUGGGAAUGGCGUUCAAUUUCUUAACCGUCACCUGUCAUCGAUUAUGUUCCGCAACAGGGAGUCAUUGGAGCCAUUACUUGACUUCCUUCUAGCCCACAGAUACAAAAGGAGCGGAAUAAUGCUGAAUGAUCGAAUACAAAGCCUUACCAAGCUACAGUCAGCAUUAUCAAAGGCUGAGGAGUACGUUGCUAAGUUGCUGCCCAGUACACCCUAUUCUGACUUUGAAUAUGUAUUACAAGGAAUGGGCUUUGAUAGGGGUUGGGGUGAUACAGCAGAACGAGUGCUGGAGACAAUGCAUCUUCUGUUGGAUAUCCUUCAAGCUCCUGAUCCUUCUGUCUUAGAAAAAUUUCUAGGGAGGAUUCCAAUGGUGUUUAAUGUUGUCAUUUUAUCUCCACAUGGUUACUUUGGUCAGGCCAAUGUUUUAGGUCUGCCAGACACUGGCGGCCAGGUAGUUUAUAUUUUGGACCAGGUCCGUGCUUUGGAGAAGGAAAUGAUUUCUAGAAUUAAGAAGCAAGGGUUAGAUGUAACUCCUAGAAUUUUAAUUGUUACCAGGUUAAUACCUGAUGCAAAGGGAACUACAUGUAAUCAGCAUCUGGAAAAAGUUGUCGGAACUGAGCAUUCACACAUUUUGCGUGUUCCUUUUAGGUCAAAAAAUGGAAUUCUACGUAAAUGGAUUUCAAGGUUUGAUGUAUGGCCUUAUCUAGAGACCUUUGCUGAGGAUGCAGCUAGUGAAAUUAUAGCUGAGCUGCAGGGUAUUCCAGAUUUUAUUAUCGGAAACUACAGUGAUGGAAAUCUUGUUGCUUCCUUAUUGGCAUAUAAAAUGGGAGUUACUCAGUGUACCAUAGCUCAUGCAUUGGAGAAGACAAAAUAUCCAGAGUCAGACAUAUACUGGAAAAAUUUUGAGGAGAAAUAUCACUUCUCAUGUCAAUUCACUGCUGAUUUAAUAGCCAUGAAUAAUGCAGAUUUUAUCAUCACCAGUACAUACCAGGAGAUUGCUGGAACGAAGAAUACGGUUGGUCAAUAUGAGAGCCACACUGCAUUUACACUUCCUGGGCUCUAUCGAGUUGUCCAUGGAAUUGAUGUCUUUGACCCAAAGUUCAAUAUAGUCUCUCCUGGAGCAGACAUGACCAUUUAUUUUCCCUACACUGAAAAGCAGUUGAGGCUUACAGCUUUACAUGACUCACUGGAGAAGUUAUUAUAUGACACACAACAAAAUGGUGAACACGUCGGUGCAAUAGAUGAUAGGUCAAAACCUUUGAUCUUCACCAUGGCGAGGUUAGACAAAGUGAAAAAUAUUACUGGAUUGGUUGAGCUGUAUGGCAAGAAUGCCAGACUGAGGGAGCUAGCAAACCUUGUUGUUGUUGGUGGUUAUGUUGACGUGAAGAAUUCCAAAGACAGGGAAGAAAUGAAAGAAAUUGAGAAAAUGCAUGACCUUAUGAAAAAGUACAAUUUACAUGGUCAAUUGCGUUGGAUAUCGGCCCAAACAAAUCGAGCUCGUAAUGGCGAGUUAUAUCGCUAUAUUGCUGAUACAAGGGGUGUUUUUGUACAGCCAGCAAUUUAUGAAGCAUUUGGGCUUACUGUUGUGGAGGCCAUGACUUGCGGGCUACCAACAUUUGCUACUUGCCAUGGUGGUCCUGCUGAAAUCAUUGAACAUGGCAUAUCUGGAUUUCACAUUGACCCUUAUCAUCCAGAUCAAGCUAGUACUCUUUUAGUAGAUUUCUUUGAGAAGUGCAAGGAGGAUCCGAGUCAUUGGAUUCGAAUCUCUGAAGCAGGGCUUCGAAGAAUUUACGAGAGGUACACAUGGAAAAUUUAUUCUGAACGAUUGAUGACCCUGGCUGGAGUUUAUAGUUUUUGGAAGUAUGUUUCAAAACUUGAAAGGCGCGAGACGCGUCGAUAUCUAGAGAUGUUCUACAUUCUCAAGUUUCGUGAUCUGGCAAAAUCCGUUCCUUUGGCAACUGAUGAUCAUUGAGCUUAUGGUGGUAAUGUCAAGGAUCCGCUUUACAAAUGUGUCAUGUUUUUGAGUCUUGUGUAAAAAUAAAGUGAAGUUUGUGUAUAUAUGUUUACGUGGAAGAAGUCAUCUUGGACUAUAUGUGACAGCUAAUUGGGUUCUUAGAUCUUUUUUGUUUGUUAUGAUCUUGAUUCUUGACUGAGUGCUUCCCUACUAGGAGGAGAGAAGGGUGAGCCAGUUUUGUUCAGAACAUGGUCAAAUUAUUGGCUGAAUGACUUGCACACUUCAUCGACGAGAAUACUAUUAAGUAUUUUUACA
Molecule: messenger RNA, 3070 nt
Organism: Benincasa hispida (wax gourd)
Lineage: Eukaryota; Viridiplantae; Streptophyta; Magnoliopsida; Cucurbitales; Cucurbitaceae
Gene: SUS3
Product: sucrose synthase 3
Biological process (GO): sucrose metabolic process
Molecular function (GO): sucrose synthase activity
Source: RefSeq, a predicted model, not a curated record